ACGGCAUGGUCGUUUAGUUGACGUCGUUUUUGCUGCAAAAUUCUGCAAGAAACGUUCUUCUGUAGCUCUUCUUGUCUAAUAUAAUUUCACAAAAAAGAGGUUGAAGGAGUAAUAAUAAAAUGGAGGAAUUAUUUGUUGCAAUCCUAUCAAUGCUACUCGUAGCUGCUCUAGUACCGUUAUAUUUAUGGAAACGCCGUCAAAGUUCGCUAGCACCUGAUCAACAUCAAGAACACGACAACCCUCAGGUUGUGCAGAGAGAAAAUGUGGUGCGUGCCACUGGUGCACGGCGAAUGCGCAGAAGACCGGCAGCUGGUGCUAGCUCAUCUCGAGCUGCAGAAGCACCUGUUGAAGAUAUUGGUGAUGAAAGCGAUGAUGAAGUUGCUGCUGGUGAACACUAUGAGGCUAGAGGAUCAUCAAAGAAAGAGAAGAGGCGGCAAGAGCGGGAUGCUCAAAGACAGGCUGAGGAAGCAGCACGUGAAUCAAGGCAUUCCAAACAAGACCGUUAUGCAGAAAUGCGGAGAAGGAAGGAUGAGGAGCAUGAGGCAAAGGAGCGUAUGCUAGAAGAAGAAGCCAAUGCUCGAAAAGCCAAAGAGGAGGAAGCCGCUGCAUUAGAAUUUGAGAAGUGGAAAGGGGAGUUUUCAAUUGAUGCUGAAGGAACAACAGAAAAUGACGUGCAAGAUGGAAAACAGGAUUUGCUAUCCGAGUUUGUGGAAUACAUAAAGAAACAGAAAUGUGUUCCCUUGGAAGAUCUUGCUGCAGAGUUUAAAAUGAGGACCCAGGAAUGUAUCAAUCGAAUAACCUCUCUGGAAACAAUGGGGCGACUUUCUGGUGUCAUGGACGAUAGAGGCAAAUACAUAUACAUCUCACAAGAAGAAAUGAAAGCUGUAGCCGACUAUAUCAAGCGUCAAGGUAGGGUUAGCAUCUCACAUCUUGCCAGCAAGUCCAACCAGUUCAUAGAUUUGGAGCCUAAAGCUCAGUUUAUUGAGGAAAUUAGCAAUUCGGAAGAAAUAACAGUCGCUUGAUUAUGUAUGCCUCUGUUUCGCAUCAGAAAAUUAUCAUAGAAAAUUUACACUCGGAGUAGGAUGGAAAUUAGAGAUAGAUGCUGACUAUACCUUGUGUAGAUAGAGAGAAAAACAAAAUUGACCAUUAAGCUCAGUGGAAAUUUCUUGCCUA
Mercurialis annua (annual mercury) is the source of this 1173-nucleotide messenger RNA. Its product is annotated as DDRGK domain-containing protein 1. Lineage: Eukaryota; Viridiplantae; Streptophyta; Magnoliopsida; Malpighiales; Euphorbiaceae. The record is from RefSeq and is a predicted model, not a curated record. The transcript has 9 exons. Bases 120 to 1022 code for a protein of 300 amino acids.